AUGGACGAACCGAAAACAGUGGUGAUUGAUUCCGAAGAUGACGAUGGUCAGGGAUCUUCCGCUGGCGAGGUUUGCGGAGUGUGCGGCGCAGAAAAGGCCGCUAUGCAUUACGGUGCGAUUGCCUGCGUUGGAUGUAAAGGUUUCUUCCGCCGCGCCCUUAUGAAAGCAGAUCAGUUGGAAUGUCAAGCAAAUGGGAACUGCCCUAUACGAGUUGAUUUGCGGACACAAUGUCGAAGUUGUCGAUUCCAGAAGUGCUUGGAAGCAGGAAUGAAACCCGAAGCAUGUCGGCCCAAUCGCGACUACACCGGAAAGCAAAGGAAGAAAACGUUGACGAAAGAAUCGACAGAAUGCCUGCCACAGCCAAAGAACAAAGGUGAUUGGAUGAAAAAACUGACAGUGGAAAUGAGAACUCUGUUGAUGAAUUUGCUCAAUAUAGAAGCAAAAGUAAUGAAGGGUGAUACAAAUAUGGAUGCAUCACAGCUGUACCCAUUAGGACUAAAUACUAUACGGGAAAUAAUCGAUGAUCCAAGCAAACUAAAAGGGAAACGAUCAGAGAUGCGUUACGAGCCGUUUCGAAUGGCAAAGAACAAUGAAUUGUCCUCGGUAGCAUAUCGUCGUUUGAUCGCUGCCAUAGACUGGGUGGAGCAUCUGGCACCAUUGAUGGGUGGUUUGGAUGUUGAGGACAAGAUCGCACUAGUGAAGAACGCUUUCGCCCCAUUAAUGGUGUUUAAAUUUGCAUCGCGGACAGCUGAGGUAGCAAAGGACGAGAACAUCCUGUGCCUUUGUAAUUUUGCUUACGUUCCGAGGAAUAUAUCACAAGCAUUCUCUGACAGCUAUCAUCUUGGCAAUGGGCUUGUGGGUCGCGCUCUCGACGAACUUGUUCGACCCUAUCGUGCCUAUGGCAUGCGAGAAGAGGAAAUUGUGUGUGUUAGCGCAAUGAUAGUCUUGAAUCCAUUGGCACGAGACCUUUCACCGGAAGCGUUUGAGAAGAUCCUUGAAAUGCGGAAUAAGAUCGAGGACACUUUAUAUAUGAUUGUGAAGGAAGCACGAUCCAGUCAGCAACCAGCGAUAUGCUUCGGACACAUUUUACUUUCGUUGCCUAUAGUUACGGUGUUGGCCAAUACCAUGUGUGAGAACCUGCAAUUUGCGCAAGUUUUCUCCAAUACAGGAGAGAUUCCACUGCUAACUGACCUUUUUGGCUGUUUCCCUGUCGAGCCUUUUUCGGAAGAGGAAAAUGCAAAAGAAAUGGGAAGCUUAUCUAUUGGGAAAGAAAAAUCUCCUAAAACGAUGUGCGACAAAGAAACGCAGACUGAACACGUUGCAUUUGUGUCAAAAGUGCGAAUGAAACGACCGUACUUCAUGACAAAUCCAGUGGAUGACGAACCGCAACAUUUCAAACUUCUUCAACCACCUGGCAACUACACAUUGACGGAGAUGUUCGAUGAUUUGAGGUGUAUUGGGCAGGACUCACCACUAUCACACGGUAGCCCAUCAACGUCCUCACAACAAGCAACUAUGCCGCCACCGCUCGUCAGUUCUUCCCAGACUAAUGGAUGUGCAGAGUAUCCACCACAACUGUUUCCUCAGACGCCUACGUAUGCGAACAACUACGUGUUUCCAUCGACGGCAUCUAACGGACAUUAUCUACUGACGCGAACGUACUCAAAUCCUGCGACAAGUCCGAGUACUUAUCAACAGGUCUCACAACCGAUCUCAUCCCACUUCACUCCCUAUUCGUGCCCUCAACAACUUCCUCAAUAUCCAAACAACUGGAGAGACUAUAAUGUAUGA
Necator americanus (New World hookworm) is the source of this 1791-nucleotide messenger RNA. RefSeq lists its product as uncharacterized. The record is from RefSeq and is a predicted model, not a curated record. The coding region runs from base 1 to 1791 and encodes 596 amino acids. The transcript has 16 exons. Gene Ontology annotation, biological process: regulation of DNA-templated transcription. Gene Ontology annotation, molecular function: RNA polymerase II cis-regulatory region sequence-specific DNA binding; DNA-binding transcription factor activity; zinc ion binding. NCBI's taxonomy places the organism in Eukaryota, Metazoa, Nematoda, Chromadorea, Rhabditida, Ancylostomatidae.